Molecule: messenger RNA, 578 nt
Organism: Cotesia glomerata
Lineage: Eukaryota; Metazoa; Arthropoda; Insecta; Hymenoptera; Braconidae
Product: trafficking protein particle complex subunit 2-like protein
Exons: 5
Coding region: 103-519 (138 amino acids)
Biological process (GO): endoplasmic reticulum to Golgi vesicle-mediated transport
Cellular component (GO): cytoplasm; TRAPP complex; nucleus
Source: RefSeq, a predicted model, not a curated record
AUUUGUAAAUAAAAGCUUGUUAUUGAUUUUUUAAUUAUUGUUUAUUAGUAUGAAGGUGGUUAACUGAUUGUUUAUUGAUUAUUAAAUAUUUAUUUUGUGAAAAUGGUUCUUUGCAUUGCAGUUAUCGGUAAAGAUAAUUCACCGCUUUAUAUUAAAUGUUUAUCCGAAGAAAGUGAAGUCGAACUUCAUUACAAAGUACACACGUCAAUAGAUAUUAUUGAAGAGAAGUUAAACACCGGGAAUAAAAUAACAGCCACUGACAGCAGAGAAUUAUUUUUAGGACUACUCCAUUUUACAGAUGAACAUAAAAUUUUCGGGUAUGCAACAAAUACCAAGGUCAAGUUUGUUGUAGUCUUGCAGACUCCAAGUACCACUGUGAGAGACAAUGAUGUCAGAAUGAUUUUCCGGAAACUUCACACGGCUUACUGUAAUGCUAUUUGCAAUCCAUUUUACAUUCCUGGAGAUCCUAUUGAAUCUAAGUCAUUUGACGCGACUGUAAAAGACAUAAUGGGAAUUUAAUAAAAAUAAGUUUAAUAAUUUUUUUUAAACUUGUAAAAAUAAAAUUUGGUGAAAAAUUA